ACACUUCCAUAAAACACUCACAAUGGUAGGCACAAAGCUAGUAGCCCUCGGCUAUGUUGUCCUCUUGAGCAUUGGACUAGCCAAUGCUGCAAGGGUGGUUAGAUUCGGCAGUGGAAGCGCCACGGGAACGGGAGCGGGAGGAGGAGAGGGUGGGGGAACUGUGAGUGGUGGUGGCUCAGGUGCUGGGAGUGGAACUGGGUCUGGCGUGAGUUCUAGUAGUGGUAGCCAUGCAAGCGGUGGAGGUGGAGGUGGCGGCGGAGGCGGUGGCCAAAAUGGUGGAACUGGAUAUGGUAGCGGGUCCGGCUCUGGCUCCGGUUCUAGUCAAUAUAGUCAAGGAUCUUCAUAUCCUUACGGUGGUGGCUAUGGUGGAUAUACUAGUGCUGGCGGUGCCGGUGGUGGCGGUGGUGGAGGGAAAGCUGGUGGUUAUCAAGGAUCUAGUGGAUAUGGGGCUGGUAGUGGCACUGGUUCUGGCUCAGCUACAGCUACUAACAAUUGGUAUAGACAAGGUAGUACAAAUGCAGAUGCUGGUGGAAACGGUGGUGGCAAUGGCGGAGGAAGAAAUGGUGGGAGUGGUGCAGGCAAAGGUGCUGGAUCUGGGUAUGGCAAUGCCAACCCCUAGUCCUCUUCAUGU
Molecule: messenger RNA, 631 nt
Organism: Triticum dicoccoides
Lineage: Eukaryota; Viridiplantae; Streptophyta; Magnoliopsida; Poales; Poaceae
Product: putative glycine-rich cell wall structural protein 1
Exons: 1
Coding region: 23-619 (198 amino acids)
Source: RefSeq, a predicted model, not a curated record